Salvia hispanica is the source of this 932-nucleotide messenger RNA. RefSeq lists its product as uncharacterized. NCBI's taxonomy places the organism in Eukaryota, Viridiplantae, Streptophyta, Magnoliopsida, Lamiales, Lamiaceae. Gene Ontology annotation, biological process: translation. Gene Ontology annotation, cellular component: ribosome. Gene Ontology annotation, molecular function: mRNA binding; structural constituent of ribosome. The record is from RefSeq and is a predicted model, not a curated record.
UUAGCUUUAUAAGCUUAGGCACCUGUGACUUGUGAGUGAGUGAUUAGCUUCUGAGCUUAGGCAGAAUGUAAAUACGGGUUGAAAUUAGGAUCCAUAUUCAAGCCAACCCACCCGGAUCCUUAAACCCUGCUUAACAUUCGGUUUCAGCCAAACCCCUAAUUUCCGAUUCCUUCAACUUCAUCUCAACCUCCGUAAAUUCCCAAUAAAAUCUAGCAUUUCUCCCGCAAUGAGACACUAUUUUACCCGAUUCAUUACUCAAUCCCUCACCGGCAUCCCCCAAUCCCGAAUUGAAACCCCUCUGAAAUGCCAUAAUCUGAUUCGAAAAUUCUCGGAUACAGCUCAGGUGUCGAAGCCUGCCCAAUCACAACGAGUAGAUGAGAUCGUUGACGAGCUUUCUGCUCUCACAUUACUCGAAAUAUCUGACCUAGCCGAGGUCCUGAGGCAGAAAUUGGAGAUUGAGGAUAUGCCGAUGAUGGCGGUUAUGAUGCCAGGGAUGGGAUUCGGACCGGGAAUUUCGGGGGCGAAGGGGAAAGGCGGGAAGGAGGAGGAGAAGAAGGUGAAGACGUCCUUCGAUUUGAAGCUCGAGGGCGGCUUCGAUGCGGGUGCGAAGAUUAAGAUUAUUAAGGAAGUGAGGGCGUGCACGGAUCUAGGCUUGAAGGAGGCCAAGGAUUUGGUGGAGAAAGCGCCGACUUUGCUGAAGAAAGGCGUGACCAAGGAUGAGGCCGAGAAGAUUAUCGGGAAGAUGAAGGAGAUCGGAGCUAAAGUGAUCAUGGAGUGAGUUUGUGCUGUAAACUAGAGGAUAUCACUAGUUACAAAAGUGGAAACUGGUUGAUACAGAGGCCGUGUCCCAUGCGUUGAUGUUUAUAAAGGACCGACCUCAUUGUGGAAUCGUGUGAAUCCAGAAUAAUACUGGUUCAAUAUAUUAUAGAGGA